AUGAAGCCUGCAUUGUUGAUUAGUCUUGUCACCCUGCUCGCUGUGGCACAUGCGUACGUCCAGCCAAGCCUGCUCAGUCCCGACAUGGGCCUCAACAAUGCCAUUGUGGCAGCAGCUGCUGGGGCAGGAGGACUGAUUUGCUACUUCCAGGUCGAAUUCACCACUGCAGGCAGCUCACUCGUUGUCACAAACCAGAUUCAAACAGCCAUCACGAAUGUUGUGGACCAGGUCGUGGCAGGGGUCGAUGCUUGUGCCAAGCCAAACCGGGUGUCCUCUCACUGUUUCUCCAUCUUCAAGCAUGGGGUCCUCAUCCAGGGCUGCGUUGCAAACCUCGGUUUUGCUGCCCAGAUGAACGAACAGGAGGUGGCAGCAUGUGCUGCUGUGGACACUGGACCUCUCAUCGGACAGACAAUUUCUACAAAGUACGGUAACGCCACAAUCACCGAAGCAUCAGUGUGCAAUGCUACUAGCAUCGAGCUUGAAGGUUCAAGGCCUGUAAGCAUCGACAUUUGA
Molecule: messenger RNA, 513 nt
Organism: Ostreobium quekettii
Lineage: Eukaryota; Viridiplantae; Chlorophyta; Ulvophyceae; Bryopsidales; Ostreobiaceae
Source: the annotation of a GenBank genome assembly